CGAAAAAGCGCCAACAUGCUUCGACACAAGCGUCGCCGACUGCUGUCAAGUGACGGUGGUUCUCGAAGCAUUGAGAGCGGCGAAGAACCAUUGGACACGCUUCAUGAUCAUGCUGUGAACGAUGAUGCCGUCAUGGACGACACGCUUGCAGCGAUCCAUGUGCUACUCAGUCGAUACCAUGCAGAGUUUGCUUCUGUGGGCUUGCCAUCUCUCGUGCUAUGGCACCAAAUCUACUGUCUCGUGGACAAUCGCACUGCCGUCGACCAAAGCAUCCAACGCAUGCGAACCAACGGGUUGAUCUUGACUUUGCGCAUUUCCCUUCCAGGUGGUGCUGUCCGUAGGUCCGCACGCCACCGCCAUCAUGUUAACGUCAGACUACAUUGCGUUUAUGCUGCAAUACACCAAACAACACCGUGCCACGCGUAUCUUUGCCAAAGUGCUUCGUCAACUCACAAAGUCGCCUGUCGUCGCCGCCACAGCCUUUAUGGACGCCGUCCAAGCGCUCUUUCGAUCGCGGAACCGGCCGCCACCGCCUACCUCAAUGCUGGACCUCGACCUCACGUACCCCACCCGCCAACGUUCGUGGCAAAAUCAGAGAGGGUAUAUGUGUGUAGCCAUCUCGUUCAACGCGGAUUUUUGGUGGCAACGACCAACCUUGAAGUGAAGCAGUUUUAUUUUUCGUUGCCCCGCCUCGGCAUGAUCAUCACGGGCGUCGCCCGCGCCCGCUCCGCACUCACGAGUUUGCUCAAGCGCCAGCCGUACAAACAAAUGCUCGAAGUGGACAUGCGCAAGAAGAAGCUCACGUGUUCGUGUCUGAGCAUGGACUUUCACAUCCUAGACAUGGCGGGCGCCGCCCUCGUUGGCCGCGUGCCGUCGUCGCAAACGUUCGUGCUCACGCUCAACAUCAUGGACGACGACGGCACGACCCGUUGACGUGGGUAGUACUUGUCUACUGCUUACUACCCAUGUGACUGGUUGGAGGUUGGUAACGUUAACAGUUAAACUACAUUCGGACAAUGUACUUCUAGUAGUCG
This is a messenger RNA of Aphanomyces astaci, 1034 nucleotides long. RefSeq lists its product as hypothetical. Gene Ontology annotation, biological process: protein phosphorylation. Gene Ontology annotation, molecular function: protein serine/threonine kinase activity. Lineage: Eukaryota; Oomycota; Saprolegniomycetes; Saprolegniales; Verrucalvaceae. The record is from RefSeq and is a predicted model, not a curated record. The coding region runs from base 16 to 933 and encodes 305 amino acids. The transcript is spliced from 7 exons.